Ectocarpus sp. CCAP 1310/34 is the source of this 2783-nucleotide messenger RNA. The record is from the annotation of a GenBank genome assembly. Lineage: Eukaryota; Phaeophyceae; Ectocarpales; Ectocarpaceae.
AUGGCCGCCGCCGGUAUGGAUGCCCUGUUGCCAGCAACGGCGUUGGCCGUGGCGUUGGUUGCCAUAGAUGAGGCCCAACGCAACGACUUGUCGCAGCAGUACUUCCUGGAGGAGGAUCCGGCUAACGACCUUCCCCGCGAGAGACUUACGCGGUCGCAGACACAGAGGAAAGACGUGGAGACAUGCGCUUGGGCACAGCUGUUGGAGGAUAAAGACCUCGAGGACAGCACGAGCAUCACCGCCAAGCAGUUUCUAGUGGAAUUCCGCGUUCUCGACUGCUGUGACGGACGCCGUAGGUCGGGCAAGUCACCCAGUGGAGCACAAGAUGCUGGCCUGGCUGAUUAUACUGGGGGGGGCAACUGCUUUGCAAGCAUUUACCAGAUGUCGUGGAUGAGCGCGAAGACCGUGCAGGGGAUGUUCCACAAGCUCUGCAGGCACUUCGCACGGGAGAUGUACGAUGAACACAUUACCUCCCUACGAAAGAGAGCGGCAAGCUGGACCACGCAAGGAGGGGUUCCCACGAUCGCGUAUCAGGUCACGGUUGAUCACGCCGGCCGGGCAAUUGCUGUGACUGAGGGUUUCACCGGCUCGACGAACGACAAGACCAUCUUCUGCUGGGAUGCCGCGGUGGAGAAGAUUCGGACGGACAAGCAGUACACGGACAAGACGUUCGACGUGUACAAUGAAGACGGCACGACGACGACGCUCAAGGGGUGCUACUUGCUCGUCGACAACGGCACCGAACCCGUCUUCGCCUUCCAUCUCUCUGUCGUGUUUUUCCACUGGCAAAUCCUGAUCGAGCCCUCCAAGAACCCGCUGAGCGAGAACGACCUGCUCUUUUCGAAGAGGCUGGAGAGCGGUCGAGUUAGGACCCUCAAGCUCGCCAUGGUGUACCAGAGCCAGGAGCGCAUCGACAACGUGUUUUUCACGUGCUGCAUCUUGCACAACAUGCUGCACACCUUCGACGGCAUUGACCAGCUGGUGGAGAACACGAACUGGGUUAGUAGUGCUGGGGUGGGGGCCACGUUGGCGACGGAGCCGGAAUCGGACUGUGGAUCUGUUGGGACGAAGGACGUCAAUGACCAGCCUCAAUUGGAGAUCGGGCACACAGUGCGCAAGCGACAGCUCACCACCAGCUUCGCGUACCGCAAGAAGCACAAGAAGGACAUUGUCUGGCUUUCUAGGUAAAUCGAAUUCGGUGAGUUGCAGCGUAUUGCAUGUGUUGGGUCGCUGUUCUGCCGCAUCCUGGUCGUCUUUUAGAAAACGUUGGUACACCGUCCGACCACUGUUUGAUUUUCUUCUUGCCGCCGGCGUUAUUUUUUCGCAGUACGGGCGUCGGCAACGAUGCUUUUGAUUACCCCUCCCUCCCCGUCCCCUGUACCCACUUUCUUUUUUAUGCCACCCGACCUGUCUUGUAUUUGGCCGUGUUUGUCUUGUAGCCUUGUUGACGUUAUUUUUGCGUAUGGGCUACUGCAGUAAUAUUUGUAUAACCUGCUUCUUGUUGUACACAGACGUUGGAGCACCCUCCGACCUGUCUUGUCCCUGGGUGUUUGUUUUUCGUUCUUGUCCAUGGGUGUUCGUUUUUCGNCCCCCCCCCCUCUGUGUGGACGGACGUCUUUCUUUGUAGACAUACUUCGAAGUACACAUCGGGUUCCCUUCACAUGUCCCUGGAGGCAUGAGAUGUAGGUCGUCGACCAAAUUGGACUGGAUUUGUUCUAAAUUGGGACCGUCUGCAACCAUCGCGUGAAGAAUGAUUCAUUAUCUCUUUCUCGAUUGCACUCCCACCGACGGUCUGGGUUUCGACAACUCCUAAAUGACCUUUGUUGACCAACGGUAUCACGCUGCACAUGCCCGAGUUAAGUCUACCGUAGGUCGACGUUAUUGAUUUGGCAGGUUGAUUUGUCGAAAGCGACAUGAGGGAUUUUAUCCUGACAUGUAUUUUACGAUCAUUUUCCCCCAGCUUGACGGUGUGACAAAACAAAACAGCAACAAUGAACCGGAAGCGGAGACACUCGCUGCUGUAGCCCGAACGCAAAAAAAAAAAAAAACAGGCCACAAGAAAAAACACGGCCAAGGAUAAGACAGGUCGGGUGGGAGGGUCGCUAGACCGACCGCAGACGCGGGUGUUGAAGCAGCAGGCGAUGUCGAAAAGGACGCAGGUAGGGCAGUGAUCUCAGGAGCAGUGGCAGGCGGUGCCGCUACAGAUGACACCGACGUAGACGCGGAUGUACUGGGGGCACCUCCUGCAGCGGGUGGCGUCGCGGCCGAGAUGGGUUUGAGCCUGAAGUCGGCGUCAUCCAUGCCAUACAUGGCCGAUAUAGAGGCUCGCAGUGCCAUCGCCCUUGGCCCUCCGAGUUAAAACUCCAACUUCCCCUCGAGGGGUCAUUUUAGCUUUUCUGGCCAAGCGAGCGUAAUCCCAGCGACCCCUGUGGGCGGCUUCUUCGUCCAAAGCCUGCCUCGACACAACGGCUGCCGGCAAAGCUUCCGCGGCCGUCACCAGCUUGCCUGUAUGGGCCUGCUGGACGCGGCGCGCCUGCUCCUGCGCGUUCGCCGCCGCCACAGCUGCGUGCUCGUUCUUCACCUGCGCACGGCUUUGAAUUUCGCCGGCCCCUGCGAACAUCCGAAUCGCGCUCGACGACAAAUCUACCUCGGUGUACGCACCGCUUGACUCCGACCCGCUGCCGUCGCUGGUUCUGGGCGACCCUUACUUCGUCUUCUGCUUCCCUCCGCGACCCUUCGGCCCGGACGUUUUCCGCGCGGUCCUAAGGUCAGGGUCCUCGCUG